This is a messenger RNA of Cydia fagiglandana, 2327 nucleotides long. RefSeq lists its product as uncharacterized. Bases 198 to 776 code for a protein of 192 amino acids. Lineage: Eukaryota; Metazoa; Arthropoda; Insecta; Lepidoptera; Tortricidae. The transcript has 4 exons. The record is from RefSeq and is a predicted model, not a curated record.
AUGUAAUAAACUCAUCUAAGCGAAGAAAUCAAUAACUUAGACAUGUAACCCGCCUAUUUUAAGGCGUCAAGCAUCCCAAUGGAUAAUAUCCCAGUCUGUGGCUUUCCCGCAUACACAUCAGACGGAAAUUUAGGUCAAGGACUGGAAAAGUCGUCCCAACCUAAAUAAGAGAUUAGGUUUCAUCACCAGUUGUGAAAAUGUCGUUAAAGGCAUAUGAAGAUGCGUGUAUUCGGGCGGAACUGUUUGGGCAGCCCAAGCCUGACAAAGACGAAUUUUUAGAAAAACAUAAACACUUGGAUAUAGUCGAAUUUGAAGAAGUGGAUAUCAAGACCACCAUCAGUGAGAAUACGGCUAUGCUAGAUGAAAAUAUCCAGCAAACUGGUGGUGGUCUCAACGAGUUAAAUUCUAUUUUAAAUUCUACGCAAACGAAAAUUAAUCGACUUAAGGGCGUCUGCGGUAGCUUAACUAACUUCUUCCGAGUUAAACUAUCAGCGAAAGACAACUUAUCCUACUCCAGCGAACAGAGUUACGUCGGCCAAACAAACUACGACAAAGAUUCUGUCCCAGCCAGGACUGAACUUGGCUCUAUAAACCAGGACCUUGGUCCCGGUGAUAACGAGAUGACGCCGCGCGCGGGAAAUUCACAAGAUGGCGGCAAUCUAAACAACGCCUUAGACGAUUUGAAAACGAUGCAGAAAAACGACUCCACGGCCGCGGCUUUUAAGGAAGCGGGAGCUAUGGUGAAGGGCCUCUUCAGCCGAGAGACCCUACGAUGAAGAUACCAGAUGGAAGAUUUGUAGAAGGUAAAGGUAUGUCGACGCCUGAUCGUAAGACCAGGCAGGUCGUGAAAUUCCUAGGCAUAUCGUUAAACGUGAAAAUCUUUGUCUUGCUCCCUGAGCAGACAUAGCCCUAUUUUUGGAGAGUUUGCCUUUCGGGCAACCUAACGAACCUAUCCUACCACCUAUAUUGGUUUAAUGUGACUACCGUCAAAACAUUACACAGGAACAUUACGAUUUGCCUGAUUUUACGAUCGGCCGCCGACAUGGACAUAUUGUAUCCCCUGUGCGCCCAAAUUUGACGAAUGCGCCGCGAAUACACUGCGCCUUUUGUGAUUCAGUCGCACUGCACUGAUACAAUAUUGCGAUAGGAUAAAUAGUGCCAAGUUAAAGAAAAUGUGAAUACACUUCUUGACAAUAUUACAAUUAAUUAAAAAUGUAUAUAAAUAAUUAUACCUACUAAUCUUUAAUCUUGAUGUUCUAGAAUCUUGUUACCCUUGUAUCUUGUCUAUUGCUAAAUUUCGCUUUUCUUCCAUGUUGUUGAAUCCUUUAAAACUAAGUAUUUUAUUUACCUAGUUAAACGUGGAAAUUACAUAAUCAAAACAUGCAAUAAGUCUAAUUUACUUUAAGAUUAUACAUUCAAGCAAUUGCCAUGUAAUAUAGGUACCUAGUGCAAUAUUAUCUUCUUGUAAAUGAAAUGGUAAGUAUGUACCUACUUAUUUACAUAUUGAAUACGAAUUACUCAAAGGAAAUAAAGCACAGUGUUGCCAACUCGGAUUUUGAAAAAAAUCUAGACUAAUGUCUAGAUUAUGCCAAAAUUAUGCCAAAGUUUUUUGAAAUAUAUGCUAAACAAAUGCUACAAUCAUCAAUGCUACAAAAUCAGAGGUCAAUUUAACCGAAUAAAUUUGCCAUUAAAAAAAAUCAUAAGUACAUAUAUAGUCCGUCGACGUUCAUCCGCCCUCAAAAGCAAAAAAUAAUGUGAAAAUAUGUACCACAUAAGGCGAUAGCGCAUAUUGUUGUUGCCAAGUUCGUGAAAACUUGGCUUGGACUAAAUAAUGCUAAAAAAUAUGCCAGAUUAGUAUCUGGCAAAAUGGAAAAUUUUGGUGCCAUAGCGAGUGAAAAUAUGCCAGAUCUGGCAUUCAAUGUUUAUGCCAAGUUGGCAGCACUGAUAAAGGACGAGGUUAAGCAAAAAGUAUUACUAUAAGUACUUAACUAAUACCUACGCUUAAUGUCAGUGCUUGUUGGUCACCGUUUAGUACCUAUCUACCUAACCUAUACCUAAAUUACUUGCAAAUAUUGCCCACAAAGGGCCCGGUACAUACCGUGGGUCCGAGGCCGCAUACGGCACUUCUGCCCUAUUAAUUCAAAUAUGUAUUUCCUUUACAAUGAUGAACCUCGACAAACACUGUCAUUUUUAAGUUUAUGUAACAUAUAAGUAAUAUAUUCACUUCUACUUGAUAUUGGGCCUUCAAAAAUGAUUCUUACAUUUUCAAUAAAAAGGAUUCAAAAACGUAAUUUGUUGUUAAGCAUUGUGAUACACGGACGUUUGGU